Molecule: messenger RNA, 5806 nt
Organism: Neoarius graeffei (lesser salmon catfish)
Lineage: Eukaryota; Metazoa; Chordata; Actinopteri; Siluriformes; Ariidae
Gene: purab
Product: purine-rich element binding protein Ab
Exons: 1
Coding region: 123-971 (282 amino acids)
Biological process (GO): regulation of transcription by RNA polymerase II
Cellular component (GO): nucleus
Molecular function (GO): DNA-binding transcription factor activity, RNA polymerase II-specific; purine-rich negative regulatory element binding; RNA polymerase II transcription regulatory region sequence-specific DNA binding
Source: RefSeq, a predicted model, not a curated record
CUCGCCUUUACAGUACCUCGGUUUUCCUGCGCGUCGUUUACAGAUAUCGCGAGAGCGGCUGUUGGGGUUAGCAGCAGGCUGAGGGAGAGACGGGAGAGAAGGUAAGCGGAGGAGGCUGCAUCAUGGCGGACAGAGACAGUGGUAGCGAGCACGGAGGAUUUGCCACAGGCCCCGGCGGCGGCCCGGUGCACCAGGGGGCGAUGGGCGCUUCGUCGCGGCUCCAGCAUGACACGGAGGAGCUGGCGUCCAAGCGCGUUGACAUUCAGAACAAACGCUUCUACCUGGACGUGAAGCAGAACGUCAAAGGCCGCUUUCUGAAGAUCGCUGAGGUCGGGGCUGCGGGAAACAAGAGUCGCCUGACCCUGUCCAUGUCAGUAGCCGUGGAGUUCCGAGACUACUUGGGCGACUUCAUAGAGCACUACGCACAGCUGGGCCCCAGCCACCCGGACACGGUGCAGGACGAGCCGCGGCGGGCGCUCAAGAGCGAGUUUCUGGUGCGGGAGAAUCGAAAGUACUACAUGGAUCUGAAGGAGAACCAGAGGGGGCGGUUUCUGAGGAUCCGACAGACCGUGAAUCGGGGCCCCGGCUUGGGCACGGCGCAAGGCCAGACCAUUGCUCUCCCGGCGCAGGGGCUCAUCGAGUUCCGCGACGCUUUAGCCAAGCUCAUCGAUGACUACGGCGUGGACGAGGAGCCGGCAGAGCUGCCCGAAGGCACGUCGCUCACUGUGGACAACAAGCGCUUCUUCUUUGACGUGGGCUCCAACAAGUAUGGCGUGUUCAUGCGGGUCAGCGAAGUGAAGCCGACAUACCGCAACUCCAUCACGGUACCGUCCAAAGUGUGGUCCAAGUUCGGUGCCACGUUCUGCAAAUACGCGGAUGAAAUGAAGAAGAUCCAGGAGAGGAGCAGGGAAAGGAGGGCACGCGAGCUCUUACCGGAGGCCCUGCACGGCGACGACGGGGACGAGGAUUAAAGCACGUGACGCUGAAUGGCGAGGACGGAAUACUUUCGUUGAAACGAUAAAACGACGAAGUAGACUUAAGUUAAAAGAUAAAAGGAGGCGCGAUGGGAGAUUUCAAUGGAUCGUCACAUCCACGCAACACGCACAGUUGCAUCACUUCGUUCAUCAACCGGUUAUUAUCCACUUACUCAACCAUAUAACAGUAAGCCGCUGCUAUCAGUCAAUCAGUCAAUCAAUCAAUCAAUCAAUCAAUAACACGAUCCACGAACUGUAUCCGAGACGGUCAGAAUGUCACAGGUCGGAGUCGGAGUGUGUCUGUUUGCUCAUAUAUUUUUGUACACGUCCAAGCUAUUAUAGCCCACGAUACUGUUCCAAAGUGCAAAUUGAAAAGAAAAAAAAAUAACAACACAGAAAUGCUAAGACUUUCUAGCACAAAGCUACUGUAUUUGGGAAUAUGUGAACCAAAUUUUUAGUAUGAAAAAAAUGAAGUCUCCGUUUGAAGGUACGUUUAGGAUGCUUGUACUGUAUUGUGCAGUCCAUCUGCUGAACGGAUGUCAAUCCUGACCGACCCGAGGCAUCUGAAGAGCUCGUGCAGUUGUAGGCGACUCAAGUGCAUUUGAAAUGCAGAAAGAGCAAUGGAGAUCGUAUUAGCUCGUCAUGCAACAUUUGUUUUUGACUCCAGGUUUAGUUAGGGGAGUAACAACGCAGUAAAGUCGGGGGUCGGAGAGACUAUUAUGAUAUUAUUUCUAUUAAAUAGGCUAUAUCAACCCUGUUGCACCAUGCACAGCAAAAUCCGCAAUGUUGAAGACACAGUGCUCAUUUAAUUCCACAGUCGAGCAUGCAUGGUGUGAACCCAGCACUGGGGAUUUUGCUGUGUGCCCACUGCCGUCUGGGCACGUUUCAUUAAAGUGCUAACUUAGAAAUAUCUACAAAUUUAUGAUUUUGUGAAUCAGAUGUAUUUAGAUUCUUAUAAAAAAAAUACCCACGUUUUCUGUGGGAUUUUCUUUCUCUCUUUUUUUUUCCGUUUGUUGGGGGUGGUGAGGGGGGUAUUUAAAAAAAAAAAAGGAGCUGUUCCACUAGUGUGAGCAUGCGCAGAUGUGUGGUGCCCCUGCACGGCGCGUCCACUACAACGUCCAAAACCAACCUGGUGCCUUAAUGCUCACCACACGUUUACAUGCUUUACGUGUCAUGUGCUUUUGAUCGCUAUUCGUCUUGCUCAUCAUAACAUCCCUGUCUCUGUGCCACUUGUGGUGCUUCUAAAGGACUUUUUAACAAAGCCAAACUCUAAAGAGACUCACGGGUUUCUCUCUUCUGAGUCCACCUGGGAACGAUGAUGUUGAUGAUGAUGAUGAUGAUGAUGAUGAUGAUGAUGAAAGAGUGUUUCCGUAAACACAGAUGUAGUCACACAGAGGCUGUGGAGGUUUGCUCUUUGUGCUCCUAAUUUAAAAAAAAUUAUAUUGGUUAAAAAAGAAAAAAAAAAGGAAGUGCUUAGGGAGAAACUUGCUGUCUAUGGCUCCAGCCCUGUGUUUUGCUCUUUGGGACCGUGCGAGUAGACUUAGGGCAGAGGCGAUAGCCUGUAUGUUUUUGUAUGGUGCUAAUAAACCCCACUCACCAGUUUAUCUGUUUUACCAGUCUUGCAAAUCCACCGUCGAGUUAAAUUUUGUCAACCGCACGCCACAUCUUGCUGUUCCAAGUUCUGCUAACAAAGAUCAUAGCGCUGAUGUUUCAGCCAGGGUUGCCAUAAAUAGGGACAGGUUGACGAGUCCGACAGCCAUCGAGUAGACAUGAGUAGACGGGGGUAGUCUUAGAUAAACAAAAGUAGUCUGGGAAAACAAAAACUGUCCAUAUCUGGGGGUCUAGGGCAUGAAUCCACCCAAGAGUUUGUACUGGCACCCCUGGGCGAAGCAAGUCGUGCAAUAUUGUAGGUUAUGUGCCAAGACCUGCAUUCUCUCUGUGUGGUGUGGAUACAGCAUUGUAUCUAACCAAAAUAUGUGCAAAUGCUUGAGAAUGAUUUAUUUUAAUGUUAUUGCUCAAUUUGUGACUGUUCUGACUGUUCCAUGCUGCUUAGGUCAAAGGUUGAUUUCCAUUGAUCAUAUGCAGAACAUGAACAUGAGCUUUUUUUGCUGGUUGCUUAGCAGCCGUGUCCCCCGUGUUGCACGUGACAUUAAAGGCUGUCGAUGUCACGUUAAACAGCUCAGAGUGGAGCUUCUUGAGCAGUUGCGAAGUGUUCGGUUGAUCAUUUCUCUCUUUUAAUGGCACAAUGCUUCCUAUAUGAAGUCUUAAAUAUUUAUUUGAGGAAAAAAAUCAUAAUUUGAAUAUUUUAUUAUUUAAAAAAAAGAACAUAUUUAGAAAAAUAAUGAAAUUUCUUUAUUGUUCAAAGACUUGGCAAGAUAAGUGUUCUUUGGACAGGUGGUGUUUAUACGGUACCUGGGAGAAAGAGAAACGCAGCCAGGCUCGCUAACAGCCUCCUGACUCAGUGGGGUUUUCCAACUGAGGACUCCCCUUUAUCAGGUCUGUACGAUCUCACAGACAGGGUGGCUGCACAUUUUCAUUUCCGACCAAGCAGGAGCAGCAACUGAUAAUCUACAGAAGGCUAACUGUGUGGCUCCUGAUUGGUUGGAAAUAGAAACCUGCAUCCACACCUGACUUCUGGGGAUAAAAUCGGACACCUCUGGCCUCGGUGGUAUCCUUAACCUGCUAAGUAUGUGAGCACACAGGAGCACUUUUUCUCUCUGCCCUCCCUUCAAAAACAUAACCCUCUGUCUGGUUAUGUUUGGUGUAGACCAUCCUCUGCUCGAGACAUGAGCUUUGUUUCUACACCACUCACUUCUAAAUUCCCGUUUAUAGACUUUUCUCUGUUUUAUUUUCUAGACGUCCCCUCUUCCUUUGGGUGAUCAAGCUAAUCUUUUCCUAUCACUGCCCUGAUUUGAUUACCAAACUCUUCAAUGGGUACCACAAAAAUGCAAUGACUUGACCAGUUUGAUUAAGCUUCUUGUUCGUACAUAAGGCACUACAACAACUCAAAACUGGAAAUAAAAAUGAGCCCUUUGAGUUCGAAAGGGUGUUUCCUGGAACAGAUCGUUACAAUCUGAAACAAAUCACAAACGUACAGAUUGUUUUGCACUCAAAAUAUGCCUCUCUCAAUCAAAUGCACAUGCUUGUGUAAGAGGCUUAUUCGAAGGAAAAAAAAAAAAGGAACUAUAGUCCAUUCUAAAGGUGCUAUUAAGUACUAAAUGGCUCUGUGAUUUCACUUUCUGCCUGGAACUUUGGCAGUGUUUUACCAAGAGUGUCUGUUCCAGAGUGUUAGGCGUCACUCACGCCACACCAGCAAAGUUCUAGCUUUGCUUCCAAUCCACAGAGCGCUAUUUGUUAAAAGAUCUAUAAGCACUGUGGUAAAUAUUGAAAAGAGCAAAACACACACACGCAUAGUACUCUUGGUUCAUAUACAGGAUGGUGCUCCAUCUGUGAAGUGGGGAAACUGAGUUAGGCUUAACAUAGUCUCCUGGUAGUGGUGCUUCUAAGGUUGUUGUCUGUCCUUAACUGUCAGAAUGUGUGUUUCUUAACACUAUUGCUCGAUAGCUGUGUGAUUGCUCUAAAGCUCUCAUGUAUCUGCAGUUACAAAACGGAAUCAACCCACACUUACUAUACCACAACCAAUCAAGAGACAAGUACGAUGCAGCAAAACUUUAAUAAGCCCUCUGUGUGUGUGUGUGUACGUGUGUGUGUGUGUAUGUGUGUGUGCACGUCUUGCUACAGCUUUUCAGUUCACUUUCCUGAAAUCACAGCCAGAUGCAGUUCUCAUGGACUCUAUCCCAAGCUUAAGGCCUUGACCAGACCUGCUUAGCGUAUACGCGUUUGCAUAUUUCUGUCUUUCUAAAUACAAAGUGAUUGUGUAGGCUAUGGGUUCAAAACAUUAUUUGGACAGUAGGGAUGGGUUUCGAAUGCUAGGAAUGAAGAGUAAAUAUAAAGGAGGAUCCCCACAUAUCCCAUGGUCCAUCCCUGUUUUAUUCUCUAUGAAAUGUGUUGUACUGAAAAGAUUAAAUAUAUGACAUGUAAUGUGUGUGUAUAUAUGGUUUGUUAUAUAUGAUGCUUCUCUUUAUGAAAAAAAGGUAUAUAUAUAUAUAUAUAUAUAUAUAUAUAUAUAUAUAUAUAUAUAUAUAUAUAUAUAGGAAAAGCAUAUUGCCGUUUUAUUUCCUUUGUAUUUUAUACUUACAGAAAGCAUUGAAUCAAAUGGAUAAAUACUUGCACUUUAAAUAUAUUAAGAAAAAUAAAAAGUCUGCAUAUUAUUUUUGAUAGGAGAUCUCACAUUCGAAAUGGUAUAAUGUUACUUUCCAGGCUUUGUGACAAUUGCUGUUGGCCAGAGAUGUAUGUUCUUCUACUUAUCGAAGUCUAUUUUGUCUGUGUUCCAGAAGGUUUACUAAAGUAAAUUGCAUGAUGAAGUAGUAGUGCACCAACUGUUCUUUUAUUUAGUUGGUUAAAAAUGUCUGAUAAAAAAAAAACAAACAAACUGUGACGAUUGCGCUCAUGUAUGUAUCCAUGUUCAACUUCAGCCAACCAUUUUAGGAUAUGAUUUAUUUUCUUCCUUCCUUCUAACACAACUAUGGUGCUUACAUUGGCUUAGAAGAAGUACCUCUCAUCCCACUCUUCAUCAUCCACAUCCAUCUUCUGUAUCCCGCACACAUCCCCUUGCUGUUUGUGUGUUCUCACAAGUUUAUUGAAUUUCUGUUAGUGGUAUCCAGUGUGUUUUUGUACAGGUACGUAUCUUGUUUCUGAGUUGGAAAGCCUGUUUUGUUUUUUUUUUUUGUCUGAAAAUGACUAAUUGCAAUAAAACUUCCAUUCCCCCCCCA